Messenger RNA from Ochlerotatus camptorhynchus, 2789 nucleotides. RefSeq lists its product as uncharacterized. Lineage: Eukaryota; Metazoa; Arthropoda; Insecta; Diptera; Culicidae. The record is from RefSeq and is a predicted model, not a curated record. The transcript has 4 exons. Bases 512 to 2662 code for a protein of 716 amino acids. Gene Ontology annotation, molecular function: ATP-dependent DNA damage sensor activity; ATP hydrolysis activity. Gene Ontology annotation, biological process: mismatch repair. Gene Ontology annotation, cellular component: mismatch repair complex.
UGUCUAUUGCAGACAAAACAUAUUUGUAGGGUGCAGUACUACUUUUCCAUAGUUCACUUUGCCUAAGUAUACGCCCUUUAAAUCAGUAAUUUGACAUCCCUGUAGAAUUAACUCGUGAGGAAAGAAUUUGAUGCAUAAAUGUUGGAUGUAGCUGAUUGUCUUUAUUUUUUAUGAGGCGUUUGACGAAAAUGGGUUCCAGUAUGACGAAAUAGUGCUCCACCCUAUGUAGGCACGUCAGUUUACAAAUCCCAAACCGAAGUUAAAGAAACCACCAAACCUCCAAACAAAGAUUAUAACGCUUCGCUUCACAUCAUUCCAUUAGCCUGAAGACCUUUGUUGCCCGUUUUCCCAAACACGAUGACUUGCUCCAUCGAAGCACUCAUCGUUUAGACUGCCCAUUCUGUCCACUGACUAUGACGCACUCAAUCGAGUGGUAAAUAAAUCAAAGUCAAUCACGUAUACGAACCGACGGACGGUAACUGAUCCUUGAAGCUGCCCACGUGCGCCGCUGAUGGAAUCACUGACCGAAAUCAUUGUUGCACUGAUAAAAAAUUCACUCGAUGCGAACUCUUCCUCCAUUGCGAUUCGAGUCUGCUUGGAACUGUUUUGGAUUCAGAUAUUGGACAACGGCAAUGGAAUCAGCGAAGAGGAUCUCCAGAGUAUUGGAAAAUGUUGUCUGAUGAACAUUGACCACGAUCGGAAAAAGCCAUCGAAACAAUUCGCCCGUCUGACAGGCGAAUCCUUGUUGUACCUCAUCGGUAAAUGCGAGGAAGUGCUGAUUGAAUCCGUAGACGAAUGCAACGGCAAAAACAACAAAUCCCACUCGCGUCUAUUCAAACAACAAACAAACAUCGCAGCUAACGACGGUUCCCAGCGGAAUUUUCAACCGGUUUCGCAAUACCACUACGUCCGCAAAUCGCGGGGUACCACCGUUACAUUGAAGAACAUUUUCUUCCAAGACUCGGACCGGAAGCGUAACCAUUCCAUUAAAGAGGAUUAUAGCAAUCUGCUGGUGAUUUUGCGUUCAUUGGCGCUGAUUCACUACGACCGUUCGUUCACGCUACAGGAUUUGGGAACUUCGGAAGUGGUUUUCAAAAGCAAACGGCUUACUGCUUUUCUCCCGAAGUACUGUGAACUUUUCCACUUGACAGAAAGGGACAUCGAUGUGACUACCUGCAGAAAAGAUGACGUCCUAAUCGAAUGUUAUUUCAGUGAGCGUCAGAUCAGACGCGCGUUAAGUCCAAUUCAUUUUACUUUUAUUAAUGGUUUACCCAGCAGCGAGCUCUCGCCAACCGUUGACAAAAUUCUCACGCAACAAAAACACGACAUAGAUUUCGUUAUAACAGUAACUUUUCCAAAAAACGACGUUUUGACCCAACUCAACCAGCCAAUCAUCAAGAAUUGUUUGCUUCGCUGCCUAAAUCAAUACAAAGUGUGUUUGAAGCAGAGAAGUAAAGAACAGCAACAUUCCAUUAGUCCUUCUGUUCUUGUGAAGAUUGCACGAACACCGACCAGCCUUCAAGCGAUGAAAGAUUUCGCGGAAAAACGCAAACAAAAUCGAGACGAGGAAGACAUCCUUUAUGGGCUCAGCCAGCCGCUAGACGACCGGCAAACCACUUUCGAUAAGUGUACAAAAUGGCUUAAAACAAAUGACUUCGGCGUCCUAGCGGGUGCUAGUCCCGGUCCCAAAAUUGAAAAUCCAAUGUCCGUGAAGCCAUAUGUUGAAAACGGAACAAGACAAAAAAUAAACUUUUUCGAGGGUCAUACUAGCUCCGGAGCCCCAAGAAAUAAGAAGGAUGGUGAUAAACAAAAGUCGUCGGCUCCUAAAAAUAAGAUCUCAUUGCAAUUACCUAUUCCAAAGUUUUACUCAAAGGAUGCGAAAGCUCAUGAACAUUCUUUAAAAACAACCAAUGUAAGAAAAGAUCGAGAUGAACAGAAAAAGCAGGAAUUAAACAACGUUGAACUUCCAUCAGAACGAGUGUCAUUUCUAAACAUAGCAGCGGAGAUAAACUAUAGCGAAAUAACUAUGCCUGACGACACCACACUUUUUGAGCCAACUAAAAAACUGCAAAACUUUACGAAGCGGGAAAAGAAAAAGCUUUUACAUUCCUCACAACAUGCCUUUUCCCCACUUCCAGGAGAAACAAUAUUAGGAAACAAACAGCUUACAGUCUUUUGCGAAUUUGGAGAAUCCAACAACUUAAAUGAUGCAACAAUCGACAGCCCAGAACCAAUAGAGGCCCGGAUUUGUGUUCAACUACCAGCAGAAACAGUCGAACCGAAAAUCGAGCAUUCUAGCUUUCAAUGCUACGACCAUGUUUCCCCUCGUAGCACUUCUAACAGUGGAAUUUAUCACGCUUUCGCAGAACCUCUUUUCCUAGAACCGGCCCCGGAAGACGACACUUAUAACAUCAGCUCACCAAAGGCACGGUUCUACGACCUCGAUUUGGUGGAGUCAUACAUAGACUUUCGUAAUGCGUGCCAGGAAACUAUUAAAAACUUCAAAAUAGCUAUUGAACCGAUCGACUCAUCCGAUUCCUCCGACUGUGAAUGUUGCAGUACUAAUCAAUUUGACCGUGAAAUUGAAAAACUUCGUCAGCCAUUUCACAGACCGAGAAAUAUUUUCGCAAAAGUUGGAAAUCGACGCGACGAUGCUAGUUAGCUACGAUGAAAGAUAAUUCAAUCAGUGUACACAGCUUUAUAAUGUUAGAUGAAAUUUAAAGCAAUUAAUAAAUUCAUUAACGUUCUGAAGCGCUCUGAUUUUUUUUAAUAGCAGAUUAAAACUCCUU